Messenger RNA from Sipha flava (yellow sugarcane aphid), 466 nucleotides. RefSeq lists its product as uncharacterized. Bases 98 to 352 code for a protein of 84 amino acids. Lineage: Eukaryota; Metazoa; Arthropoda; Insecta; Hemiptera; Aphididae. The transcript is spliced from 3 exons. The record is from RefSeq and is a predicted model, not a curated record.
UUUAAUAUCGUAUUUUAUAGCCAUAUGUAUUUUUAUAAAGCAGGUACAAAGUGUUAAUAUAAAUAUUAAUAAACAGUGGGGUAAUGAUUGUCCGAAAAUGUGUACCUGUAAGAACACAGAUUUUGCAGAUUUACCAAUGGUCAAAUGGAUGAAUGAUGGAGUACAGUCCAAACUAGAAACACUUAUAUCUAAUUCUAAUUCACGAAAUGAAGUAAUUGAAGACAAUGAAGAAAAACCAACAUCUCAUUAUGAAAUACAGUUAUUUAAGACUGCUUUAUGUUUAUUUAUGAAUGUUACAAAACCAAAAUACUUUUUAAAUUUGCUUCCAUUAGAUACAGAGGUAAAUAUCUAAAUAUUAGAACUUAUAAAAUAGUGAUUCCCAAACUUUUCAACCAUGGAGCUUUUUUUUAACCAGUAUUUUCUUGUAGUACCCAGAGAAAUAUUUAAUGUUACAUUUUUUUAUUUG